GUUCAAGACUAACAACACUUCGCGCGUUUGCCCUUUGCGGCCUAAACUUGCGUUCUGCUUUUGCCGUGCGUUUUGGUGGAGGCUACGGAAAUACUGCGGUGUUAUUACUCAUGCCAUUUGGGUCUUUGUGGUGCAGAUUAUUAACGCAUGUUACGAUUAUGCGCUGUCCAGUGGUUACAAACUUAAAGCGUGUAGUUUAGGCGAGCUGUCACACUUUUCCACAAAUACACUCGUGAAGCCGAGUCUCGGCGAUGGCUUGCAGGUAUCUUCAGAUGGGCAUGCGCCUGGAAAGAAGUUUGCUCAGGACGUUGCAUCAUUCAAGGAUUACUCGAUCCGAGAUCCAUAGCAAACUCUUGGCCCUGGAAGGCAUGCCAAUUGCUUUACCUCCACUACCCUUUUUGUUGGAGCAAUGGCAGCGGUUGUGCGAGAAGCCACCUAAGGGAUUCGAGAAAUAUUUUCCGGGAUCCAAAAAAAGCCCUCCCGAAGGAACACCACAACGGGCGGGAGAGAAUGCAACAAACAAAGAGCUUCCGAAAGAUGCUCCUUCUCAGGGUGGGUCUCAGCCGAAACCGGGUGCGAGCUCCAAACCUCCACAAUGGAAUUUCAGCUUUGGGGGUCAAGGAAACAGGAGUGGACGCAACCCAUUCAAUCCAGACGACCAAAACCGAAUGAUGACGGUCGCCCUGGUUACGACGUUGGGAAUCCUGGGGCUCCUUGCAUUCAACGAGAUGCGCUACAAGGAGAUCACUUGGAAGGAGUUUGUCAAUGCCUACUUGGCUCGUGGCAUUGUUGAGAAGCUUGAAGUGAUCAACAAAAAAUGGGUUCGCGUUCGACUACUUCCGGGCAACCAGAUUGACGGAAAUAAUGUGCUCUGGUUUAACAUUGGGAGUGUAGACACCUUUGAGAGGAACCUAGAAAAUGUCCAGCUAGAGUUCAAUGUUGAACCUCCCAACUUUGUCCCAGUCAUCUACAAGAAUGAAAUGGAUGGGUCAAGCGUCAUUGGUGUCUUGCCCACCUUGCUUCUCUUCGGCUUCCUGUUCUGGACGAUGCGUCGGUCGGCCGGUUUUAUGGGGGGUGGUGGCGCCAGGCGGGGUGGCGGCAUCUUUGGCAUGGGAGAAACCACGGCCAAGCUCAUCAACCCCAAUGAUAUUGGGGUCAAGUUCAAAGAUGUAGCUGGCUGUGAGGAAGCUAAAGUGGAGAUCAUGGAAUUUGUGAACUUCCUCAAAAACCCCCAGCAGUACACUGAGCUUGGUGCCAAGAUACCCAAGGGUGCCAUACUGACUGGACCUCCAGGCACAGGCAAGACUCUGCUUGCCAAGGCCACUGCAGGGGAGGCGAACGUUCCGUUCAUCACUGUCUCGGGCUCCGAGUUCCUGGAGAUGUUUGUCGGUGUGGGGCCUUCUCGGGUGCGGGAUAUGUUCUCAAUGGCCCGCAAAAAUGCCCCGUGCAUUCUUUUUAUUGAUGAGAUCGAUGCCGUUGGCCGCAAACGGGGUGGCCGCAGUUUCGGUGGCCACAGCGAACAGGAGAACACUCUGAACCAGCUUCUAGUCGAAAUGGAUGGUUUCAACACUACCACAAACGUUGUGGUGCUGGCUGCAACCAAUAGAGUGGACAUUCUCGACCAGGCUCUCUUGAGGCCCGGUCGCUUUGACCGGCAGAUAUUUGUACCUGCACCAGACAUCAAAGGACGCGCCUCCAUUUUUAAGGUGCACUUGAAUCCACUCAAGACUCUCUUGGAAAAGGCGGCAUUGGCCCGGAAAAUGGCUGCUCUGACGCCAGGAUUUACAGGAGCGGAUAUUGCCAAUGUCUGCAACGAAGCUGCACUCAUUGCUGCCAGGGACCUCAACGACAGCAUCAACAUGAAACAUUUUGAACAAGCCAUUGAACGAGUCGUUGCUGGCAUGGAGAAGAAGACAAAUGUUCUACAACCUGAAGAGAAGAAGACAGUGGCAUACCACGAAGCUGGACAUGCCGUGGCAGGCUGGUUUCUGGAGCAUGCUGAUCCCUUGCUCAAGGUGUCCAUCAUUCCACGUGGGAAAGGCUUGGGCUAUGCACAGUACCUUCCCAAGGAGCAGUAUCUCUACACCACUCAGCAGCUUUUUGAUCGUAUGUGCAUGACGUUGGGAGGCAGGGUGUCUGAGCAGAUUUUCUUUGGCAAGAUCACAACAGGCGCCCAAGAUGAUCUGAAGAAGGUCACACAGAGUGCUUAUGCUCAAGUGGUCCAGUUUGGCAUGAACGAAAAGGUUGGCAACCUCAGCUUUGACAUGCCUCAGCCUGGGGACAUGGUACUGGACAAGCCAUACAGUGAGGAGACUGCGCAGAUGAUUGACUCUGAAGUGCGCAAGAUGGUGCAGCAGGCCUACGACCACACCAUGACACUCCUCACAGAGCAUAAGGCUGAUGUGGAGAAGAUUGCCAAGCGACUCCUCGAGAAGGAAAUCCUUAGCCGGGAGGACAUGAUUGAACUCCUGGGCAAGCGGCCCUUCCCAGAAAAAUCUACGUACGAAGAGUUUGUCGAAGGCACAGGCUCCUUCGAGGAGGACACGACCCUCCCAAAGGGUCUCGAGUCUUGGAACAAGGGCCCAGAGGACGAAGCAAAGCUCAAAAAGCCCCCUUCAGACAAAGAGAAAGACGAGCAGUCUGCCAGCACGUGACCAUUUCACAGUCUUUGACCUCCGAGCUAUUUCUUUUCUUUUUUUUAAUUUUAGCUAAGUAAUCUUUAGGAGUAUUCCAACCAUCAAGUGUUGAUUUAGGCAAGGCAUUUGUUUUUGCCAGCGCGUACAGAACGUGCAGGUCAUUUUUUGUCAGUGCUUUUCAGUGGCUACUCUGCUGAAUAGCAGAUUAGGAAAAUAAAGUGCAAAUGAAAUUUAGAAAAAAAAAAACGUUCAGUUGUGUACAAUCCUUUGCACUGUUGCAUCUACAUCUGUUACGCACCAAGUUAUAGUUAAUAAAUGGCUCCUUUUAUUUGUUGCAUAUUUGAAACAGUAUAUUUUGCUUGUUAUUUGAACUGUCAGCCCUAAUUAGGUGAGAAGUUACAGGGCUAAAAUAAUUCUGUUCCUGCAUGUGGGUUCUAGUGUGAACCUGAAUUUUUCAUUUUAUUCUUGAAUAAAAUGCGUAGACUGCAUUCAAAGGCAAUGUCAAUCCUCCGAGGAUGCAAGAAAAAUAAACAAAUUACAACAUCA
Molecule: messenger RNA, 3182 nt
Organism: Ixodes scapularis (black-legged tick)
Lineage: Eukaryota; Metazoa; Arthropoda; Arachnida; Ixodida; Ixodidae
Gene: Afg3l2
Product: AFG3-like protein 2
Exons: 17
Coding region: 252-2654 (800 amino acids)
Biological process (GO): protein-containing complex assembly; mitochondrial protein processing
Cellular component (GO): m-AAA complex; membrane
Molecular function (GO): metalloendopeptidase activity; ATP binding; ATP hydrolysis activity
Source: RefSeq, a predicted model, not a curated record